UCUCUUGCCCAAGUAGCAAGAAUACCGAUAGCUCUGAUAUGGUUCUUAAAGGAGAUGUUACUCCUUCGAUGAAUAAAAACUACUCUCAUGUUGAAACUAGUCAUCAGACAUUGAGAUUCAAUGAGUUACUUAAAAAGCAAACUAGUGAUAAUUCUGCAAACAACAUGAGAUACAGAAUGAACGAAAUACAAUCAAAUUUCUUGGAAAUAAUGAAUCCUAAAAAUUCUCCUGACGCCAACAGAUACUAGAAUAAAGUCAGUAAAUACCAAGAUAUGCAUUCCAAGAUGCAGGAAGAUAAAAUACGAGUACUUGAGAGAGAAGUAUCAACUCUCAAAGAAAAGCUUAUCUAUUAUGAGAAGAACUAUAAAUUCCAAAAGUCAACAUCAUAUACUUGAAUAAGUGUAGAGGAGCUUGAACUUUCUUCAAAAAUGGACCAGAAUUUCCUUAAUUCUUUAGAGCCCAGAGAAGAUCUAAUUAGGUACAAAAUUUGAAGAAAAUAAAAGCCUUAAGAGUACAGGAGAGUUUUGAUUUGUCAAACUAAAGAAUCCUGACCAGCUGGGCUUAGAUGAAUCUACAGAAAGUGAAGAAGAUUCUUCAGAUGUUCCAAUGAAAUACCCUUCUUCUCAGAAAAACGAGUGUCAAAGUCAAUCUAACAAACAAGAGCAGCAGAGUAAUAAAAUUUAUAAUGAGACAGAUUUGGCUGAGAAGGUUUUCAAUGUUGACUUUAACCUCAGUAAUAGUAACAUCGGUUCAACUCCUUUAAAGAAUGCUCUUGGAAAAUUACCUUUGCUUGAUAAAGAUGAGACAGAUUCCUUGUUCAAAUCUAAACAGAAGGGAAGUCCUUUGAACUCAGAAGAAAAUAAUAACUCCAUGUACAACUACAGAAUGAUCAAUCCCAUGGACCAAAGUGGAUUUACUCCAGAUUCUGCGGGAAAGAGCGCAAAUAGAUAUACAGAGAAAUCUGGACAAGAAUGAACAAUAGAGAUUCCGAGAAUGGAGAACUUAGAUGGUUGCUAAUCUAGCAACAAGUAUUAUUUUGAGAGUUCUAGAUACUAAAAUAAUGUUAACCUCUAGAAUUCUUUAUAACC
Moneuplotes crassus is the source of this 1088-nucleotide messenger RNA. The record is from the annotation of a GenBank genome assembly. Lineage: Eukaryota; Ciliophora; Spirotrichea; Euplotida; Euplotidae.